AUCACAUUCUUUCAUUUCAUGCAUGGCCUCUCUUCUCAUCCAUUUCCAUUAAUCAAUCACAUUGCAAAUGGAAUAUUGCUUCUCCAUACCCAUUGCUCUCAUCUGGGUUUUUCUUUUCAAAGGUGCUUCAUGUGCCACAUUUACUCUGAUCAACAAAUGUGACUACACGGUGUGGCCUGGGAUUUUAGCCAAUGCAGGGAGCUCCGGAUUGGAUUCAACCGGGUUUGAACUCCGACCGGGUGGCUCACGGAUCUUCCAAGCACCGCCCAAUUGGUCCGGCAGAUUCUGGGGCAGAACCGGGUGCAAUUUCGACCCGAAUACCCAACAGGGCAGUUGCACGACGGGAGACUGUGGCUCCAAUCAGGUCCAAUGCAACGGUGGCGGGGCAAGUCCACCCGCCACAUUGGCGGAGUUCACAAUCGGGUCGGGUUCGGGCACGCAGGACUUCUAUGACGUGAGUCUCGUUGACGGUUACAACUUGCCGUUGAUUGUAGACCCCAGUGGCGGGUCGGGUACGUGCGGGUCCACCGGGUGCGUUGCGGACCUGAACCAACGGUGCCCCAACGAGUUACGCGUGGCGGAUCGCGCCGCGUGUAGGAGCGCCUGUGAGGCGUUUCAGAGCCCAGAGUAUUGCUGCAGCGGCGCGUACGCUUCACCCGCGACAUGCAAGCCUUCGAUAUAUUCGCAGGUAUUCAAAUCCGCGUGUCCGAAAUCGUAUAGCUACGCGUACGACGACGCUACGAGUACGUUUACGUGUACCGGAGCUGAUUACACCAUCACAUUCUGCCCUUCAACCACAAGCCAAAAAUCUGCAAGAGAUUAUUCACCACCUCCUCCUUCUGGAAAUGGGUCAGAAACAGUGACAGGGGAAAUACCGUUGAUAAUUAACAGUCCAUGGUUUUCCAACUUUUUCACUGGAAUUUCAUCAAACACUCAUUCAUGUCCCUUCCCAUUCAUUCUUACACUCACUGUGAUAAUCUUCUUCUCUUUGGAAUGCUCAUAGUGCAGAAAAGUGGUAGGUGAAAUUUUUUAGUAUGGAUAACUAAAUCUCGCGAUGAGUUUUCUUUGGUAAUGAGAAUCAUGUGCACCCCACCAGCAAAAAAGGGAGUUUUUCAUAGAUGGAUUGGAAUUAUUGAAUUAGAAAGUGAUGUAGCAGAGUAUAAAAAGUAGGGUUUUUUAUGCUUUGCUUGACUUAGAAUUUGAGUAACAUGGUUGGUAAAGGGAACUUUGAGGGUAUUUUAAGCUUGGCACCAUGUCAUUUGGGUUGGCAAGACAAUGGUAUAUGCAAUUAUAUUGUCUGGAAAAGAGACAUAAGCCACUUAUUGCUGAUGUUAAACACACUCUGGUUAUGUUCAAUAUUGUAAUGUCCCAAUAAGCACAAUUUUUAAAUAAUUAUACAUAAAG
Messenger RNA from Vigna unguiculata (cowpea), 1404 nucleotides. Its product is annotated as thaumatin-like protein 1. Lineage: Eukaryota; Viridiplantae; Streptophyta; Magnoliopsida; Fabales; Fabaceae. The record is from RefSeq and is a predicted model, not a curated record.